AUGGAUAUUAUAUUUUUGGGCACCGGUUCUGCCUUCCCCACGCCCAACAGGGCCGUAUCAGGCAUGAUCCUUCGAAACUCAGCCACAAAUGUCCAAUGGUUAUUUGACUGUGGCGAGGGCUCUCAGGUGCAAGCCCAAAAAAUUCCAGAUGCACGUAUAAAACGGAUAACCCGAAUCUUUAUCACUCACAUGCACAUGGACCAUGUUUACGGCUUGCCUGGUCUUUUGGCUACACUUGCACACCGCAUGCAAGGUGAGGAACGUGGACCAGAUGGUGUGGACGUGGAAAUCUACGGCCCCCAAGGCCUUCGGCGCUUCUUACGUCUAACUCUGUCUUUGGCUUGGGCCCUCCUGGAUAUCACCUACACCGUCCAUGAACUCAUGUUCAGUCCGAAGCAGACGUUGGUCCAGGACUAUGUCAAGUAUGCCUCCACGAAAGCUCACCCAGUUUACGACCCCAUCUUGCCGUACGAAAGGCCGGGCCGAGAUAUCUAUCCCGAUGAGAAUGGUUUGUUGACGAUAUUCAGUCAUUGCCUAUUGAUAUUACUGGCAUUCGCAUUACCUCUGUACUGA
Dibothriocephalus latus is the source of this 573-nucleotide messenger RNA. The record is from the annotation of a GenBank genome assembly. Lineage: Eukaryota; Metazoa; Platyhelminthes; Cestoda; Diphyllobothriidea; Diphyllobothriidae.